AUGCAACCUUUAAGAUUUAAUAGAAAAAGUUUUGACUUUAGUUCUAAUACUCCGCAUAUCCAUACUCCUAAUACGAAUACUAAUACAAAUAAUGGUAAUAAUAAUAGUAGUAAUAAUAAUAAUAAUAAUUCAAAGUCAACUUCCACAAACGUAAGUAAUAGUUUCAUACAUAGAACUUCGUUUUCAGAAAUUAGAAAGCAUUUAAUUUCAAUGAGUCAUGAAAAUCCUUUAAUUAGUACAACUAAUUUAGCUUCCACAUCGACUCCCAAAUUAAAUUCAAAUUCACUUAAUGGUUCAAUGGAGCCUACCACAAUUCACAAUCUUAUAAUGGAUGAAAAUGUAUUAAGUAAUAGUGCAACAUCUAACAAUAGAGAUAUUUUAAGUAUAUUAGAUAUCGAUCAAUUUGAAGAUUAUUUAGCAGAUCCACAUUAUAUUAAAGUCAUAAAAAAGAAAAAGGAUGCAAAGUUAUUUAGAAGAUAUUUCUUGGCUCAAGAAUUACUUAAUACAGACCAUGAUUUAUUAUCACAUAAUACAAAUACUAGUAUUAACAGUAGUGCAUAUACAAACGGUACUAAUUUUACAAUAGAUUCAAAUCCAUUGUUACCUACUUUUAGUAAUAAUAAUCUUUCGCCAACCCGUAGUGCAUCAAAUAAUACGCCAUCAAAACGAAAAAGAGGUAAUUCCAUGGCAACUGUUAAUUCAGAAAGCCCAAUUAAUGCAAUUUGGUCGACAAAAUUUAGUUUAGAUGGAAAGUUUCUCUCGACAUGUGGUAAAAAUGGUGUUAUUAAAAUUUGGAAAGUUGUUGGAUCUCCAGUGGAAAGAUUGGAAAUGGAUUUAUUGACUUCAAUUGAAACCUCUAGUGGUUCAACGCUUCUAAAUAAUAAUAAUAGCAAUAAUAACAAUAAUAAUAGCAAUGUUACCACUAGUAAUAAUAACCCAUCUUCAACAACCAAAGCAUUAGGUCUAGGUAUUCAAAGUACAUUAAAAAUGGAGCUUUCAUUAAGUAAUACAAGUUCAAAUACUUUAUUUAAUACAAACACAAAUAAUAACUCUACAAAUUCUCAUUCAAAUUCAAAUACUGAUACAAAUUCUAACAUACAAAAUAAUAAUGGUAACAAAAACUCAACAGGAAUUGAUGACCUAAUAAAUAAUAAUUCAAAUAUUGAUAAUUUAACAAAUAAUCCAAAUGAUGAAGUAGCAAAAACAACUAAUAAUCUUUAUGCUCCAGUAUUCCACCCUUUACCAUUUAAAAUAUAUAGUGAACACUUAAGAGAUAUUUUGGAUUCCGAUUGGUCUAAAAAUAAUUUUUUAUUGAGUGCAUCAAUGGAUAAAACUGUAAAAAUAUGGCAUAUGAAUAGAUCUAAUUCUUUAAAGACAUUCAAGCACCCAGACUUUGUUACAAGUGUUAAAUUUUGUCCAAAUGAUGAUAGAUUUUUUAUAUCGGGAUGUUUAGAUCAUGUUGUUAGAUUCUGGUCAAUUAUUGAAAAUGAAGUAACUUUCCAAUUUAAUGCACAAGAUUUAAUUACCUCUAUAGCAAUUUCGCCUGAUAAAGAUGGGAAACUAACUAUUAUAUCAACUUUUAAUGGGUUUAUCCAUAUACUUUGGACAAACGGAUUACGUUUAAUUGCUACUUUCCACAUCACUGAUAAACAAACUCAUGAUAAAUCUUUAUUUAGUAUGGAUACUUUGCUGAAUCUUAAUAAUAAUUCAGAUCCUAAUUUGCAACGGAAAUUUAAACUUGAUUUAAAUAGUCAUAGUGGUCCAAGAAUAACUGAUGUCCAAUGUUUUAGUGAAUUUAUAAAUACUAAUGACGAUAGAACUUCAACUUUGAAAGAUUCUUCCAACGUAGAUAAUCAAAGUAGUAAAAAAGAUAUAAAAAGUUUAAAUCUCAAGUUAUUGGUUACUUCAAAUGAUUCAAGAAUACGAUUGUUUGAUUUAAACUCAUUAAAAUUGAUGGAAGUUUUAAAAGGUUUCAAUAACACUUCAGCAUCGCAAAAUAGGCCAUUCUUGUUAGUGAAUACAGAAAACUUGCCCCCUUUAGUAAUAUGUGGUAGUAAUGAUAAUUCUGUUUAUGGAUGGAAAUUACAAUCUAUGCAAAGGAAUCUUCAACAAACACAUCAAUUACAACAACAGCAACAGCAACAGCAGCAAAUGGAAAAGCAAGCACAUGUAGAUUCUAAGAAAAAAAAUACUUUGACAAGAUCAAGGAGUUUGAAAUCUUUAUUACUAAGAAAAAGUAAAAGUCAUGGUAGCGAUUCUAAUAGUGAAUCUCCAUCUCGUAACCGUCAUUUACCAAACCCCUUAAAAAUAUUACCUAUCAUAAAUAACGGUCAAGCUCUCCGGAAUAGUUCAUAUGUUACAUUCAAAGCACAUCAAUCACCAGUAACUACAGCUGUCUUAGCUCCAAGUGGGGCUUGUAAGAGACUAAGUUUAUCAAAUGAUUUAAUAUGUGAAUUAUAUUCGAAAUACUAUAAAGAUAGUUUAAAAUACGGUACUCCUGAUGAUGAUUUAAACCAUGAUAGUCAUCGCAGUCAUCAUAGUAGUAGUAAUAGCCAUCGUACUGGUAGUAAUCAUCAUCAAAAUAAUAGCAAUAAGAAUAGUAAUGGUCAGCAUAGCACUAUAUUUAAUGGUACAACUAAGGUAAAUCAAGGUAAUUUGCCAAAUAUGAAAGAUAUUAUUGGAGAUAUCUUAAUUACUACUGAUAAUCAAGGAAAUAUACGUAUUUUUAGAGCAGAUAUGCCAGAUUCAAUAAGAAAAAUCAUUUUGGAACAUUUACAUAAUUACAAGAUUCAUCAGCAACAUUUGCAUACACUACAACAACAAGUUAAAGCUCAAUCUUCGACUCCAAAUCAUAUUCCACAGUCAGGGAAAUCACAAACACCACAACAAAAGCAAUGCAUAGCAUGUGAUAUUAUUAGAAACGGUUCAACUUUAAGGAAAAAUCUCAAAUUUAGUAGCAGUUCUGAUUCUCUUGUAAGUACUAGUAGUAAUAGCAGUCCUGUGAAUAAUCCCAAUAAUUCAGGAUCCAAUAUUCCGUUAUCUCUAAGAGGAUCGCCGUACAGAAGCGCACAUUCUAAAUCUGCGAUAUUUUCAGAUCAAAUGGGAGUUUCUUCUAGACCUAAACUAAAUGGGACUAAAAGUACCACGAAUAUAAAUGGUAAUGAAUUAAAUAAUCAAGGAAGCAUUACUAAUAGCAGUACUAUCAAAAGAUCAGAGAGUUUGAUAUCAGUUGCUAAUCCCAAUUCUAGCUUAAUAUCCCUUACUCCCGUUAAUUCGGAAGUAGUUGUUACAAACACGUAUAAUAAUACAAGUAAAACGGUAAGCCCAACAGCAAGAUCAAAAUCUACCACAAAUGGAGUUACGAAUACUAAUAUCAUUGUAAAUGAUGAAGGGAUUACAAUCAGCCCAUUACCCAAGCUUCAAUGUACUGUUUGUGAUGGUACUAAGUUUCGUAAGUUGCCAAACAAUAAAACAGGUUAUUACUGUAUUGAUUGUGGAACAAUUCUUAAUAAAUUACGUUAG
Henningerozyma blattae CBS 6284 is the source of this 3522-nucleotide messenger RNA. RefSeq lists its product as uncharacterized. The record is from RefSeq and is a predicted model, not a curated record. Gene Ontology annotation, molecular function: protein binding. The coding region runs from base 1 to 3522 and encodes 1173 amino acids. Lineage: Eukaryota; Fungi; Ascomycota; Saccharomycetes; Saccharomycetales; Saccharomycetaceae. The transcript has a single exon.